Molecule: messenger RNA, 470 nt
Organism: Strongylus vulgaris
Lineage: Eukaryota; Metazoa; Nematoda; Chromadorea; Rhabditida; Strongylidae
Source: the annotation of a GenBank genome assembly
CGAUUAGGUGAAGCAACUUAUCAGCCUACAGAGCAGGAUAUACUACGUACUCGUGUAAAGACUACUGGUAUUGUCGAAGUUCAUUUCACCUUCAAAAACCUCAACUUCAAAUUAUUCGAUGUGGGUGGUCAACGGUCAGAACGAAAGAAAUGGAUUCAUUGUUUCGAAGAUGUCACAGCUAUCAUAUUCUGUGUUGCCAUGUCCGAAUAUGACCAAGUAUUGCACGAGGAUGAAACUACGGUCCUUGUUCCAAGCGAAGCUUAUAUUGCGAAUAUGCAUCUGUUAGAGAUGUUUUUUUUUCGUUGGAGAGCUGGGGAGGAAUCGCAGCGAAAUUGUGCCAAUCUUUAUUCUCAUCUCGCUAUCCCUGAGUUCAGUCAUUGUAAAUAUCUUAAUGGGUAUACAGAAAGCAGUUGUAGUGUUGGUGCGAAAGGUUUUAGAAGAACUUUACGACAAAGUAAUAAGCAAUAAAU